AUUGAAUAUUUGGUAUAUAAGCAGGAGCAUGGUGAGACCAAGGUAAUCAAAAUACAAAAGAUUCUCGAGCAGUCGUGGGAGAAGCCAACGGAGGAAAAGGUUAAGGAAGUUAUGGACUCCUUAAAGCAGGAUAAUCCAACCUAUUUCAAUAUUCAAUUGCGGAACAUUAUGGGCACCAUUACGCAGCGCCAGCCCUCGUCAAUCGAGGUUGAUACAGAUUAUGGCGAGCUGACUGUUCAGUUGGACAGCGUUGAAUCGACCUUCUUACCCAGAACGGGUGAUGGGAUUACGCUGGUAUGCCAAGUGCAGCUGGAUGAAGGGUAUGUGGAUCAACAGGGCGAAAUACUGGAGGUAAAGAAGCUAUUUCCCACAAUCCUCGAAGAGAAGCAGAAGUGCACAGUCGAGCGGGUCUACGAGGAGUUGAUAGUGCUAUCAUCGCUGGCUUAUGUACUUAAGGAAGAUGUGCCAAUAGGAAGUCAAUUGCAUCUGGGCGACAUUGUCCAAGCAGAUCUGAUCGAGUGCAAAUAUGGUAGAUACUCUCGACGCGCCAUCAAAUUGGUUGUGCUGGAGAAAAACUUUGGCGAGAUCACGAGAAAUCAAAUAAGCACCACUGCCGAAGACAAAAGAGCAGUUGCCGUCGAGGGCGUGGAUCGCUUCAUCUAUACAGAGCUGUGGAGAAAGCACCAUGUGACACUUCGCCUCAAAAAUGUGGGCACUCGGGACUUCGAGCUGCGCUCCAUUUAUGUACCAAACUCGACAGAGUCACAGAUCCGUAUUGUGGAGCCUGUUAGUUCGCGCACCAUUACAGUUGGCAACCACAUUUCACUGGUUUUCGAGGUGCACACCAAGUUCAUGGGCGAAUCGAAGGAGUACUACUGCAUGAAGUUCGAUGCGUUUAAGCUGACUCAUUUUCUGACCGUCGUCGUCUGCGAAACGGAAGAUGAGGCUAUCGAGGCGAACCGUCGUAUGAUUGCUUCCCAACAGCUCAUGGUUAAUGGACGCAGUGUACAGCAACGGUCCCGCUUCUAUACCUUUCAGGUCUAUGCAAAUAAAUCUCCGUUGGUGCCGGGCGAAUCGAUAGCUACCAAGCGCCGCUUUGUGCCGGUGUAUCUUGGAGCCUAUGAAGUGCCAGACAAAAUGUGCGCCAUAGUGCUUAAGACGGACACGAUUAAGGGUGUGUGGAAACUCUUGGGCGCUCAUUAUCCGUUUCUCAAUGGGAACUUUAACUUUGUCAAUUAUGUACAACGCUUUUCAGCUAUGCUGCACCUAGAGGAAAUUGACUACAGCAUUAGCUUUCGGAACUAUGACCGCGAGCGAGCUCACUUCAUUCGCGAAGGUGAAUUUCUCUCGCUAUAUAUAGAGAACCUUGCGGAACGUCGUCCGUCGCUGGUACUGGGCGACACAGUGAAUGCGAUCAAUCCCUGGUUGGAGCCGGACAGCGAGGAUAAAAAGUUGUUCCAGGGCGUCGUGCACAAGGUUUUCUUCAAUAGAGUGCAUCUAAAGUUUCACGCCAACUUUCAGCAGAAAUAUAAUGGCGAGGAUUAUCGUCUGGAGUUCCACUUCUCACGUUUCGCUUUUCGGAAACAGCAUCAUGCUUUACCCCGCGUUUGCGACCUAAUGGGCGAAAACUUUCUGUUUCCCAGCAAGGUUGUCAAACGCAACCAAAUUCAACUGGAUAUCACUUUCAAGAAUGAUGAAAUGUAUCUAGGUAAUCAGAAGCUAAAAUGGUUUAACACCUCGCUCAACCCCAUCCAAAAGCGGGCUGUUUUCCAAGCACUGAGGGGCGAGACGUAUCAAAUGGCCUAUGUCAUCUUUGGACCACCAGGCACGGGUAAAACUGUAACUCUAGUGGAGACCAUCUUGCAGCUGGUGCACAAUGUGUCCGGUUCGCGUCUUCUUGUGGGCACACCGUCUAACAGCUCUGCUGAUCUGAUCACCAAACGCAUUAUUGAAAGCAAAGCCUUGACUCAUGGUGACUUUGUGCGCCUUGUCUCGCAAAAUCAGGUGGAGAAGGAUCUUGUGCCGCCAGAUCUAGCGCCCUACUGUGCUACAGUAGACAUUGGCAUAAUUGACUCCACGCACGAUAGCAUGAUUGUUACGGACUCUGGUUUGAAGCUGCGCUGCCAGGCCAAGUUUUUGGGCAAGCAUCGCAUUACCAUCAGUACUUGCACUACACUUGGCAACUUCAUCCAAAUGGAAUUUCCUCGGGACCAUUUUACGCACGUCCUGAUCGAUGAGGCGGGUCAAUGCACAGAGCCCGAGACGAUGGUGCCUAUUGCCCUUCUAGCCAAGAAGCGCAAUCAGGUUAUUCUGGCCGGGGACCCUUACCAGCUGCAAGCGAUUGUGACCAGUCGCUAUUCAAACGAAAUGGGUCUAAAUGUCUCGUUUCUGGAGCGGCUGCUCCAGACUCCGCCGUAUCGCAGGGAUCUGCAACGCUUUCCCCACAGUUCGGGCUAUAAUCCAUGUCUGCUGACCAAGCUGCUGUACAAUUAUCGCGCACUGCCCUCCAUCAUGUGUGUGUAUAGCAAACUCUUCUAUGACGACGAGCUUGUCUCCAUGAUCUCCGAAAAGGAUUCACGCGAGGCGCGUUACCUGGCCGAACUGCAGGCAGUCUUUGAGCCCCAUGUGGAUAUGCCGUGCACUCAUGGCACUUUCUUUUACGGCAUAAUGGGUGAAAAUUUGCAGGAUUUGGAUUCGCCCUCCUGGUAUAAUAAUGAUGAAGCUCGCGAGGUCUUUCUACUGGCCGUCGCGUUGUUUCGUCGCAAUGUGCCUACAGAUCAUGUUGGCAUUUUGACACCUUAUGCCAAACAGGUGAAAGUUCUGCGCUCCUUGUUCAUUACUGCCAACAUGAGCAUGCCCAAGAUUGGCUCCGUGGAGGAAUUUCAGGGUCAGGAACGCGACAUCAUGCUCAUAUCCACGGUGCGCUCCUCUGAGUCCAACUUGAGAUCUGAUGCGCGCUAUAAUUUGGGCUUUGUACGUUGCAACAAACGCAUGAAUGUUGCCAUCUCUCGUUCCCGUUGUAUGCUGGUCAUCUUUGGUAAUCCUCUCCUGCUCUCUGUCGACGAUUGCUGGCGCCAUUUGAUUCUCUUCUGUGCCAACAACAAUGCUUACUUUGGCUGUGAAAUGCCAGAGUCGAUUUGUCGUCAGGGGGAAGAAUCGGACGACGCAAAUAAUUCUGAUUUGGUGCCUUAAGGACAAUGGACCAUGUCUACUAAAAAGCUAGAUUUAUCCAAAGUUUCAUAUACUUAAAGACAAAACAAAAAUGAAUAACUGACGAAAUUUUUUACUUUUUAUUUUUACUUGCAUAGAUAUGUAAGCAUUCCUUAUUGACUUAACAAUUUACCUAGAAUUACUGAAGUUGAGAUUGCAAAGAAAUUUGUACUUUUUCGAAACCAAUAAAAUUUG
This is a messenger RNA of Drosophila navojoa, 3405 nucleotides long. RefSeq names its product probable RNA helicase armitage (gene armi). Lineage: Eukaryota; Metazoa; Arthropoda; Insecta; Diptera; Drosophilidae. Gene Ontology annotation, molecular function: helicase activity. The record is from RefSeq and is a predicted model, not a curated record.